Messenger RNA from Phragmites australis (common reed), 1284 nucleotides. RefSeq lists its product as uncharacterized. Gene Ontology annotation, molecular function: hydrolase activity. The transcript is spliced from 11 exons. The record is from RefSeq and is a predicted model, not a curated record. The coding region runs from base 308 to 1075 and encodes 255 amino acids. Lineage: Eukaryota; Viridiplantae; Streptophyta; Magnoliopsida; Poales; Poaceae.
AAAACCCGACCAAUCCCCAAGCGCGGAAGCCAAAGGAUCCGGACAACGAACGAGAGCACGAGAGGAGCUCGCCUCGGCCGGUGCCCCGCGACGACGACCUCCUCCUCCUCCUCGGCUCCGCCGUCAAACCACCUCACCGCCGCCGAGAACCGCCGAAAGGCCACCACCACCUCCCAAAAGGCGCCCACCUUUCCGCCGCCCAAAUCCGCCUUUUCCCCAUCCCCAAGCCCCGCCGCUGCUCCCUCCGUUGGCGGGCGUCGUCGCGAGGAGGGGGCGAGGAGGCGCCGCGGCGGCGAUUGUUCGCGGGAUGAGCUUCGGCGGCGGCAGCUCCGUUGCGUCCGGUGCGAAGAGGCCGUUCGAGUACGGGAGGACGCAUGUGGUGAGGCCCAAGGGCACGCACAAGGCCACCAUCGUCUGGCUCCACGGCCUCGGGGACAAUGGAGCCAGUUGGUCCCAACUAUUGGAAACUCUUCCCCUUCCAAAUAUAAAAUGGAUAUGCCCAACCGCGCCUACAAGACCUGUGUCACUAUUUGGCGGAUUCCCUUCUACAGCAUGGUUUGAUGUUGCUGAUCUUUCAGAGGAUGCUCCUGAUGACAUUGAGGGGCUGGAUGCCUCAGCAGCACAUGUUGCAAACUUAUUGUCAACUGAACCUGCUGACAUCAAACUUGGUGUUGGUGGGUUUAGCAUGGGUGCUGCUACUGCUCUUUACUCUGCAACUUGCUUUGCUCAUGGAAAAUAUGGAAAUGGCAAUCCAUACCCUGUGAACCUAAGUUUGGCCGUUGGUCUUAGUGGCUGGCUUCCAUGUGCCAGGACCUUGAAGAACAAAAUUGAAGCCUCACAAGAGGCUGCACAGAAGGCUUCAUCCAUACCUCUUUUUCUCUGUCAUGGAAAAGCUGAUGACGUAGUUCUCUACAAGCAUGGGGAGAGAUCCGCUGGUGCCUUGAAGUCAACUGGAUUUUCCAAGGUGGCCUUCAAGUCGUACAAUAGUCUUGGACACUACACCGUUCCAGAGGAGAUGGACGAAGUCGGCAAAUGGCUUACAGAAAACUUGGGGAUCGGCACUUCGUCAUCUUAAUUGAAAAAUGCUACGAGAAAGACUCGCGUAGUGCUGUCCAAAUAAUACCUGUUGUUAUUCCAAAAAUUCAAGGGAUAAAUGGUUUAAUAGCAAACUUGGGCUCGGGUAUACGGCCAUGUUGUAGCUUUUCAUUACGCAAGACUUGUCUCGGUGAAUCUUGUACGCUUGAAAUUUCCAUAAUUUGGUCUGUGUUUCCCUCUGGAGUGACA